AUGCUCACGCCAUGGGCAUUGAAGAAACUGCAGAACUUGACUCUCGAUUAUAUGGAGAUUCGAUGCGACGGGAAAGAAUGUCAUGGCUGGGUUGCGGUCCAUCGAAUCAACUUCGCUCUCGGUCUUUUCCACUUGAUAUUCGCUCUUCUACUCCUUGGGGUUAAGAGCUCAAAAGAUACUCGUGCUGCGAUUCAGAAUGGCUAUUGGGGUCCAAAGGUCAUCCUCUGGCUGGCUUUUGUCGUCAUGUCCUUCUUUAUCCCGGAGCCUUUCUUCUUCGUGUACGGCAACUACAUUGCCUUUUUCUGCGCCAUGCUGUUCCUGCUGUUGGGCCUAAUCCUUUUGGUCGAUCUUGCGCAUUCGUGGGCAGAGUUGUGUCUGCAGAAGAUCGAAGACAGCGAUUCUCGCCUGUGGCGGGGUCUGCUCAUUGGUUCCACCGUUGGCAUGUACUUGGCAUCUUUCGUCAUGACUAUCUUGAUGUACAUCUUCUUCGCCAGGGGUAGUUGCUCUAUGAACCAGGCUGCAAUCACGGUUAACUUGGUUGUGUUCUUGAUCAUCUCCUUUGUAUCUGUUCAACCCGCAGUGCAAGAGUCGAACAGCCGCGCAGGGUUGGCCCAGGCUGCUAUGGUCACCGUCUACUGCACCUACCUCACCUUGUCCGCCGUUUCGAUGGAACCAGACGACAACAACUGCAACCCACUGAUCCGGUCUCGUGGAGCACGGUCAGCCACCAUUGUUCUUGGCGCGAUUGUCACUAUGCUGACUAUUGCAUACACGACCACCCGCGCUGCCACCCAAGGCAUUGGCCUGGGUUCCAAGGGUGGACACAACUACGUUCAACUGGGAACAGAUGAUAACGAGCACGGCUUGGUUACCCAACAGCCCACUACCCGUCGCGAGAUGCGUGCCGAGGCCCUUCGAGCUGCGGUUGAGAGUGGUAGUCUUCCCGCCAGUGCCUUGAACGAUGACAGUGAUGACGAGGAUGAUUACGAAACCAUCAAGGACGAUGAGCGUGGCUCCACCCAAUAUAAUUACUCGCUCUUCCAUAUCAUUUUCUUCCUUGCCACUACCUGGGUGGCCACUUUGUUGGUUCAAGGAUUGACACUCGAGACUACCACAGAUUUUGCACCGGUAGGCCGCACGUAUUGGGCCAGCUGGGUGAAGAUCGUGAGCUCUUGGGUCUGCUAUGCAAUCUAUCUAUGGACUUUGGUUGCACCUGUUGUCCUGCCCGAUCGCUUUGGUGUAUACUGA
Penicillium soppii is the source of this 1248-nucleotide messenger RNA. Its product is annotated as serine incorporator domain-containing protein. Lineage: Eukaryota; Fungi; Ascomycota; Eurotiomycetes; Eurotiales; Aspergillaceae. The coding region runs from base 1 to 1248 and encodes 415 amino acids. The transcript has 2 exons. Gene Ontology annotation, cellular component: membrane. The record is from RefSeq and is a predicted model, not a curated record.